AUGGCCGGACUUGAACAGAUUGAAGUUCACUCGCGGAACUAUCUCGUACGCUGGGUCAACGUGAAACAAGAACAUACAAUCUCGUGGACCGUCCUACCUCACAAAAAGUCCAUCAACUUUGGCUUGUUCAAACAUCCCGGACCUCUGUCCAAUCAACAUUCCUCCUCGACUUCCCUCCCUCUUCCCUCUCCCAACCCCUCUGCUGUUGACGAAGACAAGUCAGAGAUCAAUUCUACCGCGAUCGAGAAGCUCACCGGGAUUGGGCUCAAACAGAUCAAAUGGGUGGGAAAGUACGAAGCUGACAGGGUCAGCCAUGGCAGACAUGAAGUACGCCUCGGGGAAGCUGGCAACUAUGCGCUAGUAUUCGAUAACACCUUUUCGAAGAGCAUAUCGAAGACAGCAACGGUCUUUUUGCUCACAUAUCCAACGGCAUGUCAGUCUCAGAUCCAGUUUGGCGCACAACCACAACAGGGCCAGUCAAUGGCCUCUGCUAUGGCGAUUGCGUCGGCAUCGGGUCCUUUAUUCAGGAGAAGUCCAAAGUUGAGGGCCAAGGACAAGGAAUCCGUGGAUUCUCUGCGACAGGCGUCGAUCAGCCAAUCUUUCAAUGGAAGUAUCGCGCCUGUGGCAGAGAAGUUGCGGCUAGAUUCUGCCUCUAUUCAUACAGGUGUUCUACAGAAGCGCAGGCGUAAGAAACACCAGGGCUAUGCGCGACGCUUCUUUUGCUUGGAUUACACCUCUUCCACCCUGUCCUAUUACCGAGAUCGAAGCUCUUCCGCUUUGAGAGGCGCUAUACCCUUAUCAUUGGCUGCGAUAUCAGCGAACACAAAGUCACGCGAGAUUACCAUUGAUUCUGGCGCAGAAAUAUGGCAUUUGAAGGCCAACAACGAAGCAGACUUUGAGGUUUGGAAGAAGGCUUUGGAAACUGCCGCUCGAAUUAUGCUGCAGUCACACACUCCGGGUGAUAGGCUGCAGAUCGAGACCGGCGAGGAAGGGCGUGUUGAAGCUGCGAGCAAUCUUGAUGACCUGGAAUGGAUCCGACUAGAGACUUUGCUGAGUAGAAUCUCUGGUACGAGAGAUGCUGUUCGAAGACUUUGUCUGGAGACAUUGGCGCAAGGCUUGCCUCCCCCUUCCCCUCGACUCGGGUCACCUUCUGCAGGCUCUACUCCGACUGAGGGCCCAGCCUCCGACGACUACUUCAAGCAGGACGACAAAAGGCCCUUUUGGAAGAGGAAACAAAGCGCGGCUAACAGCCAGACAAAUAUCUUUAAACGAAGUGUUUCCGCCCAGCUCGCCGUUCCUGUUCCUGGUGUCGAACCAGUUUUGAGGAAUGGUCUGCCUUCUCCGCAUGCUCUUCCCAAUGGGCAGAGCAGGACCCACCUACCUUAUGAAGAGAACAUGCAUGAUCAUUGUAAGGCAGUGUUACACGACCUCGACUCGGUUGUGAGCGAAUUUUCCACCCUCAUCACGGAGACCAAGAUCCGGAGAACAACACCCCCGAAAUCUGCCGUUUCCCGACUAAGUCUUCAGUCAGUAGACUCUCAGGAGUAUUUCGACGCCGAGGACAUCUCGCGCGUCCUCGACGUCCAUUCUGAUACUGAUCACGAAGCCACCGACGAAGGAAUCGGCGAGGAUGAGGAUUCGGCCACGAGCAGCGACAUUGGUGAAGAUUCGUUAGGGGUGGUGGAUUGGAAGUCGGGAAGUGUUUCGACAUUUCUCCCUCCCCGGUCAAAGAACCUGGCUCCCCUACCCCUACAGCCGAUUCCACGUCGACGUCAAAUAGCGCCUCCAACUAUCAUGCCACCCAGUCUAAUCGGCUUUCUCCGCAAAAACGUUGGGAAAGAUUUGUCGACAAUAUCGAUGCCUGUGUCUGCAAAUGAACCCCUAUCGCUGCUUCAGAGGGCGGCGGAGCAACUGGAAUACUCUCAAUUGCUGGACAACGCCGACAAGACACAGGACGUCUUUGAGAGAUUAAUGUACGUGACGGCUUUUGCAGUGUCAUCCUUGUCGAGUUCACGUGUCAAGGAGAGAUCAAUUCGAAAACCUUUCAAUCCUAUGCUGGGUGAGACCUACGAGUUAAUACGAGAAGACCGAGGUUUCCGGUUCCUUGGAGAGAAGGUUUCUCACCGUCCAGUCCAACUUGCUUUCCACGCCGAAUCAAGCCAGUGGACGUUCACCCAGUCCCCUCUCCCCUCACAGAAAUUCUGGGGCAAGUCAUCGGAGAUCAUCACCGAGGGUAAAGCGCGAUUAGUGCUUCAUAGUAGUGGCGAAACCUAUAGCUGGUCUGCAGCCACAUGUUUCCUCCGCAACAUCAUUGCUGGAGAAAAGUAUGUCGAACCGGUUGGAAGUAUGACCAUCGUCAACGAAAGCUCGGGACACAAGGCGGUCGUAACAUUCAAGGCUAAAGGCAUGUUUUCAGGCCGAAGUGAAGAUGUUGAGGUGCAUACCUUCGACGGACAUGGCCAGGACUUGGCAAUCGGACUCACCGGGACCUGGACCAACGAGCUCCAACUCAAGGAGCCUGGCAAGGUCAACCGGUCUACGAUUUGGUCCGCCGGACCCCUGGUCGACAAUGCGCCCAAACAUUACGGAAUGACAUUGUUUGCAGCCCAACUCAACGAGAUUACUAAACUCGAGCAGGGAAAACUACCGCCCACGGACAGUCGCCUCCGCCCUGACCAACAGGCAUUGGAACAAGGUGACCAUAAUAGUGCUGAGGAUCUGAAGAAUCGGCUUGAAGAGGCACAACGUGCCCGGCGCCGAGAGAUGGAGAGCAGUGGUGAACAUUGGGAGGCGAGAUGGUUUUCCAAAGUCGACCUUGGCGACGAGGUUGUUUGGAAAUUGAAGACGGGUAAAGAAGGCUAUUGGGAAGAACGAGCACGGGGUGAGUGGACUGGAGUAAUACCUGUGCUCGAAGUAGAACGAUGA
Molecule: messenger RNA, 2925 nt
Organism: Exophiala spinifera
Lineage: Eukaryota; Fungi; Ascomycota; Eurotiomycetes; Chaetothyriales; Herpotrichiellaceae
Exons: 2
Coding region: 1-2925 (974 amino acids)
Biological process (GO): ER to Golgi ceramide transport; maintenance of cell polarity; piecemeal microautophagy of the nucleus
Cellular component (GO): intracellular membrane-bounded organelle; perinuclear endoplasmic reticulum; cytosol
Molecular function (GO): sterol binding
Source: RefSeq, a predicted model, not a curated record